Molecule: messenger RNA, 555 nt
Organism: Branchiostoma floridae (Florida lancelet)
Lineage: Eukaryota; Metazoa; Chordata; Leptocardii; Amphioxiformes; Branchiostomatidae
Product: vitrin-like
Exons: 6
Source: RefSeq, a predicted model, not a curated record
CCCCCGCGCACAUAACAACACAUUUUAAGCCCUAAACAGAGCAGUAGAACAAUAGAGAAACUCACCAUCGGACAAAACAACCGAAUUUAUAGAAAAACUUCUUUUUGUACACGGACAUUCCGGAUCUAAAGUUUAUUGACGAAAAGAAGGCGUGAGAAAGGACCAGAAUGGAGUGGCAAGGUUUGGUGUCUGUGCUAGUGAUGACCUCGCUGAUAUUGCCAGUGUGCAGAGGAACGAUUGCUCCACCACAAUUGGUGGAAUGCAGCACCGAUGCUGAAAAUAUCAAUGGAGACACUUACAGUGUUGAGUGCCCUGCUGGUUGCCUCGGUACCUUGUUCUCAAUUUAUGGAACUGGGACCUACACUAGCGACUCCAGUAUAUGCCGAGCUGCCAUUCAUGACGGACGGCUGACGGACGCAGGGGGAGUGGUGACGGUCGUGGAAACAUCCGGGCUGGACUCUUACCAGGGAUCGUCUCAAAAUGAAAUCAACUCCAACUCGUGGGGUUCUUGGGGUUCUGCCUUCUACUUCGUGGAUUCACCGACUCCUACACCAA